Molecule: messenger RNA, 1395 nt
Organism: Dicrocoelium dendriticum
Lineage: Eukaryota; Metazoa; Platyhelminthes; Trematoda; Plagiorchiida; Dicrocoeliidae
Source: the annotation of a GenBank genome assembly
AUGUCAAACUUAGCUGGUUUUGAGGAUUGUUCACGUCCAGAUCCUCCACUUGCUGCUUGGCUGAUAGGAGAGGAACUUCCUCUGAACACACUGCGAACGUUCGAUCAUAAUGGGCAAUUUUCCACAAAACAAUACGAUUCGCAAGGAACCUGGGUUAAUGGUCCCGUGGGAACUGUCGGAGAGCAAGGUGAGAGAGGGCCCGAAGGAAUCACGGGGAGUCAAGGAGACCUCGGUGAGAGAGGCAAGCCCGGUCCGAAAGGCGUGAAGGGUGUCUACGGCCCCGUUGGACCUAUCGGGCCUGCUGGACGUAAGGGUGAAAAGGGCGUACCCGGCCUGGAGGGGCCACGUGGUCCAGUUGGUCCACAGGGACCUCGUGGUUCUGCUGGUCCUACAGGUGAUACUGGACCUACAGGUCCACAAGGGCCAGAGGGUCCGGAAGGUCCAGUCGGCUACACGGGAGCACCAGGUUUACCUGGUCCACAAGGUCCAAAGGGUAGUCAUGGGCCGAUAGGCCCUCCUGGGCCACCCGGUUCAAUAAAAAUCGUGGACGUGAGCGAAGGUUACUAUCGAUUCGAGGAUGCUCCAAGAGUGAAACGAAGCGCAGUCAGUGGACUGUCGAAACAGGAUCCUGCAGAUGAGACCAUUGCUCCAAGCAACGUCCCCUCCAUUGGUGCAGUCCUCCGUAGAGUCUACCAGCGCAUUGAAAGUUUGGAGAAUGCGCUAAAUAUGUUCGACCGACCGGCGGGCACCAAACGUCACCCAGCUAGGCACUGCCGUGAUAUCCUCAGUUCAGCUGAAUAUCCAGAGGCGUUGAAGUCUGGUCGAUGCACUUGUCGUCGAAUGUCGUUUCAAGGACCAAGGAAAAAAGCCCAGACAUGCAUUCAACCAUCGGCGGACACGCAGACCAUGUCACUCACUCAGUUUAAAAAGACUGAAAGAGAAGACGAAUGGUGGCUGUCAAGUCUGAAAACGCAAUUACCUUCACAAAAUUACACCAGACCGCAAUUUUACUACGCUCCGCACAAUCAACUGCGUUAUCUGCAUCUGUUGCGUCAAAAGGCCGAACAAUCGGUGACACUGCUGUGUCGGAACACCGCCGUCUAUUUUGAUAGUGUGCAAAAGAAUAACAAUGCCGCUGUGAAAGCGAGACUAUUUAACGGGCAGGACCUCAACACAUACGUGGACAGACGAAUACGUGCCCUCAGUGGAAACACUAUGUUGGAAGUGAAGGUCCGCUACGAAUGUAUGGAGCGGAAUCCUCAGAAAGCCAGUAGCGUUUUUGAAUUCUCCGCUCGGGAACCCGAUAUGCUGCCUAUACUGGAUUUGCAACUCAGAGAGUUUGGGGGUAAAGAACAAGAGAUUGGGUACUACGUGGACUCCGUGUGCUUCAGCUGA